Acanthochromis polyacanthus (spiny chromis) is the source of this 2103-nucleotide messenger RNA. Its product is annotated as deoxyribonuclease gamma-like. The coding region runs from base 872 to 1855 and encodes 327 amino acids. The record is from RefSeq and is a predicted model, not a curated record. Lineage: Eukaryota; Metazoa; Chordata; Actinopteri; Pomacentridae. Gene Ontology annotation, cellular component: nucleus. Gene Ontology annotation, biological process: DNA catabolic process. Gene Ontology annotation, molecular function: DNA nuclease activity. The transcript is spliced from 9 exons.
AGGACAGGGUUUUCGCCAGCAGAGGGCGUGGUUCUGCCCUCUACUGAGGGCUCAUCUAGUUUUAAGAGGGUGUUGAUUUUACACUUGUUUUCUAGAGGUAAUCAUCAGCUCUCCUAAAUUCGAGAGAGUUGUCCAGUUCAAAAGAUCAUCAAGAUGUAACAUCUUCUGUGAUAAUGAAUUAGAUGGUGUUAGGACAAGAAAUGGGAAUUCACUGUACUGCUGCAGGAGGAGUGAUGGAAGAUUUUAUUUAAAACAUCAGGCCAAAGGUGCCUUUAACUACAGGAUUAUCACAAUUUCCUCAUGCAAAUUUAAAAGCAGUGUAUGUAGAUUACCUUGGAAUUGUGCCCAAAUAUUAUAAAAGCCAUGUAUCAUGCUGUGGUUUUUGGGAGAUUCUUAUUUUUCAGAAACAGAAAUGGUUGCUACUAACACAAUAUGUUCCAGAUAACAGUUGAGAUCACGGAGGAAAACAGAAACGGUUGCUGUUUACACGAUAUGCUGUAUUUGGUUUAACUUUCUGUUUAACGUUAUGUCAUUCACCGCCUUGCCCCCACUCAAUUGUAAACACAAAAACUGGUCCGUCCUCGCCACACAACUUUUUCUUUCUUGCCAAACUCUGCCUCUCUCUGCUGUGAGACUGAUUGUCCAAUCACAUUCUUCCCUUAAAAAAACAACUACAGAGAAAGAGGUUUCCCACACAAUCAGGUGUAGCUUUAUUCAGGAAGUUUGUUAUCUGCACAUCGAUACAUGAUCAGAGGUAAAGUUGGAAGAACACAACAUGAGUUUGUGUCUGGAAUGCGCAUAGCUGGAGAAUACUUUUUAGGUUUAUUUGACACAAUAUAAAACGUUGUUAUUAGCUCUUCUCCUAUCAGAUAUGAGGAUCGCUUCGUUCAACGCACAGCGGUUUGGACUGACAAAGGUCUCAGAUCCAGAAGUCCUGUCAGCUCUGGUUAAGAUUGUGUCUCGAUACGACGUAAUACUUAUUCUGGAGGUGGUGGAUGUGAGUGGAGUUUCUGUUCAACGGUUUAUGACAGAACUCAACAGGGUCAACACAACUCAUCACUACGCUCUGCAGCUCAGUGCACGUCUGGGAAGGAACAGAUACAAGGAACAAUUUCUGUUUGUCUACAGGGAUGAUGUGGUUGACCUAAUCGACUGCUAUCAGUAUGAAGACAACCAGGAGGAUGACAUGGAUGCUUUUGCAAGAGAGCCAUAUAUUCUCUACUUCAAACCUCGCAACACAGUGAUGAAGGAUUUAGUGUUGAUCCCGGUACACACCACGCCAUGGGAUUCGGAGAAGGAGCUGGAUGAGCUGUACGAGGUCUUUCUGGUGGCUAGACACAAAUGGAAAACAGAUCAUAUAAUGAUCCUGGGGGACUUCAAAGCAGAUGGUGCGUAUGUCACAAAAGAAGAUAUGAAGGAGAUCCGUAUCCGCAGCGACAAGAAUUUCCACUGGCUGAUUGGUGAUGACGUGGACACCACUGCAAGAACAACCAAUGAUCACACCUUUGACAGGAUAGUUGUGUAUGGAGAAGACAUGCUGGGAGCCAUUGUGCCAAACUCUGCCAAAGCAUUCAAUUUCCACAAAGAGUUUUCUAUGACAGAAGAAAUGGCCCUGAGAGUGAGCGAUCGCUACCCUGUUGAGGUGGAGUUACGUGGCACUCCUCCUUUCUGGAUGACAACGAGCCUCCAAAGAUGUACAAAUGUUGACACCCCGCAAGCAUCAGUUGACAGAGCUGUCACAGAGACUUUGCAGGACGAUAUGUUGAACCUUCAGAGAGAAAACCUCCUGCUGGAACGAGAAAAACUUCAACUUCAGAUCAGCUUAUUAAAACAGCGGCUUGCUACUCUCAAGUGAAAUGAAGGAUUGUCAAAAAGAUCCCUGGAUUUAAAUUUAAUGGACUUUGGCAGGUGGACAUAGAAUAAUAAGUUAAAAUGAACAUGAUAUGGAAAUGGGGUACUUAAUGUCCUAUUUUAUUUUAUUUUAUUGUAAAUCUUUCUUUUGCUUUAAUUGUAUUUUUUUUCUCUGUCUCUUUCUGGUUGUGUCCAUGUAUAUGUCUUUAACUGUUACAUUGUUCUAAAAUUUCAAUAAAAUUGUUACUUAAA